AAUCAUGUAAGGCUGGAAAACGGCGACAGUUUACUCACGGCAGUCGCGAAAUAAACGCUGCAGGCGAACCAAUCCGUUCCCCCGAAAGAUUUCAAGACUAGAGACUUAACCAGAGAUCGGUGGCGAGAUCCUCGAGAAUAAACUAAAGAGUUAACUAAUUUCAAUUGGUGGAGAUACAAAUCGGAAAUCAUAAAUCAGGAAUCGAGAGAUUCCGCCCAGUGACUUACUUUUUGUUCAAGUGCCGCUUUACAUUUUUUGUGUGAUCUGCGCGAAGCAGCGAUCCUUGAUCCCCCACCAUGAUCUGCCCGAAACGCACCUCGGAGCUGCUGGAUCUGCACCUGGCGCCGUUUAAGGACAAGGAUCCGGCCUGGGAGAUUGGCGUCUCGAAGAUCGCCGGACGCGGAGUGGUGGCCACAAGGAGUCUCAAGCGUGGCGAGAUCAUCUUCCGCGACAGUCCGCUGCUAAUAGGACUGGCCGCCCACGAGGAGGACUCCCUGAAUGCGUGCAGUGUGUGCCUGAAGAUGCUGCCGGACACGAGAUUCAUGUGCCGCCAGGGAUGCGGUUUGCCCGUGUGCUCCCUGUGCGCCAAGAAGAAGCAGCACAAGAGCGACUGCGAUCUGUUCAAGUCGUGGGGACCGAAUGAGCCGGACGUGGCCAAUUCGGUGAUCAUCCGGCUGCUCUGCGUCGCCAGGGCCAUCAAUCUGAGCAAGGAGCAGCGGGAUCUGAUCUACUGCCUGCAGGCCAAUCUGGAUAACAAUCAUCGCACCGAGGUGCGCAAUGCGGCCAAGUGCUUCAAGAACUUCCCCACCGACAAGAAGCUCAUCGAGAUCAUGAAUCGCACCGUCGCCGUUCUGCGGACCAAUGGAUUCGACAAGACCACGGACCGAACGAACGACAAUCAGGAGUUCAACUACCGGGCACUGUAUCCACUCUUCGGCGUCGUCAACCACGACUGCAUUCCCAACGCCUACUACACCUUCGAGGAGAAGACCAACAACAUGAUCGUCCGCGCCGCCGUCGACAUACCCGAGGGAUUCGAGGUGACCACCACCUACACCAAGCUCUUCACCGGCAACAUCGCCCGCCACCUCUUCCUCAAGAUGAAGAAGAGCUUCACCUGCAAAUGCUCACGCUGCUCCGAUCCCACGGAGAAAGGCGCCUUCAUCUCGGGCCUCUACUGCCGCGACACGAACUGCACGGGUCUGGUGGUGCCGGAGAUCUCCGGGCUGCCGCAUCCCAACUGGAACUGCCUGGAGUGCAAGCAGAAGUCCACGCAUGCGCAGAUGAUGAAGUCGCAGGACUUCGCCAGCGGCGCCAUCAAUGCCAAGGUCAAUUCGAAUUCGCUGAGAACACUGGUGCAGUACCUGAACGAGAAGAGCGACAGCUUCAUACCCAGCUCCAACUACGUGGUCAUCGAUGCCAAGAUGUCCGUGCUGCAGCGGCUCCAGCAGGGACGCGAGGACUGCUCCGAGGAGCUGGCGCACAACACGCGCCUUCGCUACAGCCGCGACAUCACCCAGCUGAUGGACAAACUGGGCCUGGGCGACAGCCUGCUCCGCACCCACCUGGAGGAGCUGCUGCGGCGCGAGGAGGAGCGCCGCGCCAAGCGGCUGGCGGAUGAGGCCGAGAAGCAGCGCAAGCUGGCCGAGCUACAGGACAAGGCCGCCGAGGCUGACAAGCUGCUCGAGGUCCUGGAGAAGGAGCAGGCGGAGCAGGCCGAGCCAGCGGGCACAGCUGAUCCUGGCACGGCUCCUGCUCCGCCGCCGGUGGCCACCGCCGAGUUGGCUUAGAUAGCCGCCGUAUGCAGUCACCUAUUUCGGGACUCGAGUACCUGGCUGAGUGGAUUCUGGGAUUUCUCCCAAAAGGAUGUUGAAUAUGCAGCUUGGAGAAACCCAAUACUCGACUCCUGAAAAUCGACGCGUCGUUCCCCAACAGUCCUUUUGGCCAUCUCUCCUAGUUCUGUGUUGUGCGUACUAAACUAAAUAAUCGUAUCUGUAUCUGUAUUUGUAUUUAUUUAUUUAUAAUAAAUUAAAAACCAUACUCGA
Molecule: messenger RNA, 2045 nt
Organism: Drosophila simulans
Lineage: Eukaryota; Metazoa; Arthropoda; Insecta; Diptera; Drosophilidae
Gene: SmydA-9
Product: SET domain-containing protein SmydA-8
Exons: 2
Coding region: 297-1790 (497 amino acids)
Molecular function (GO): protein binding
Source: RefSeq, a predicted model, not a curated record